Messenger RNA from Calliphora vicina (urban bluebottle blowfly), 4847 nucleotides. RefSeq names its product bonus (gene bon). NCBI's taxonomy places the organism in Eukaryota, Metazoa, Arthropoda, Insecta, Diptera, Calliphoridae. The transcript has 12 exons. The record is from RefSeq and is a predicted model, not a curated record. Gene Ontology annotation, molecular function: chromatin binding; protein binding; zinc ion binding. Gene Ontology annotation, biological process: chromatin organization. Bases 718 to 4284 code for a protein of 1188 amino acids.
UUUUUACAAGAGGGAAUCGACGAGUACCAAAAAUUUCUGUACAGAAAAAAAGCAAACACAAGCAAAGAAGAAGCGUCCGACGAGAAAAAAUUAAUUUCCAAUGUUUUUUAUAAAUCAAUUUAAUUAACAAAAUAAUAAAUAUACAAUAUAAAUACAACUAUUAAUUAAAAACAAAGAAUUUCAUGGAAAUACCAAAAAAAUAAAAUGAAAGUUUAGAAAAGAAAACGUAAAAUAAAAAAUUGCAAAAUCCGUGGAUGAAGAAAAAAAGAAUCGAAAAAAAAUUUUCACUUUUUGUGUAAUGUGAGUGAAGUAGAUGGAAAAAGGUUAAGAAAACCUCUCAAAAGUUUUGUGGAAAUAAAUAAUUAAAAGUGGAACAAACUAAAUUAAAAUUUAUGAAAAUUUGUCUAUUAUUAAAAUUUCUAACAAAAACCAAUUGAAUAAUAGUGAAAAAUAAUUGUAAAAUUCUUGCAAAGAAAAAGCAAUAAACAGCUUUACACAAGAAAAUCACUGAAGCGUAAAAAAAAAAAAAUCCUUGGAACCCAAAAUAAACAUUAACAACAUGUUAUUGAUAUUAAACAUUUAAAAAAUUCCAUUUAAUAGCAACAAAAAUCCAGCUGGGCCCACAUAACCCAGGUCAACUUGGUUUUUUUUUGUUCUCCAUAUAGUUUAUCUGUCAUAUCCAGUCAAAUAUUAAAACAGAAAUUACAAACUGCAAUCAUGGAGCUAGAGGAAUUAUCAAAUCUUAGCAAAAAUGAUUUUUUGCCCUUAAUACCAUCGAUUAAGCAGGAACAAUUGGAUACCGCUAUGUCUGAUAUGGAUACGCAAGAACAUUUAUCAGCCUCGACAUCUGCUGCUGCAGCUUCCACAUCCUCGUCCUCAUCUUCCAUAGUCAAUCACCCAUGUGAUAGUGCUGAGAAAAGAUCUGAAUCUACAUCGACCUCAAUAUCAUCGAAUAUUUCCAAACCCAUUGCAACAAAAUGUGUAUUUUGCGCACAAACAUUGGGCAUCAAUGAUCGGCCCAAAUUGCUAGAAUGUUUACAUGUCACCUGUUCACAGUGCAUGAGUACGAAAUUUGCUGAGCUAGAUCGUACUAUGCCACCCCUAAUACACUGUCCCAUUUGUAAUAUGGCCUCACAGAAUGAAUUCAUUAUUGAUAAUCAAUUUCUAAUUGAACAUUGCACCGGUGCUGGUGACAUGUCCUCGGAUCCCAAUGAUUCAAGUGGUUCAAAGGCCUCAGCCAACAUACCGUGCAGCAGUUGCUCGGACAACAACAUAGCCACAUCGUGGUGUGUCGACUGUUCCGAAUACAUAUGUGAUAGUUGUGUGCAGGCUCAUCAACGUUUAAAAAUAACCAAGGAUCAUACGAUCAAACCCAAAGAGGAGGCUAACAACGAACAAAUGCCCAGUUCGGCCGUUGACAAAUUGCACAUGUGCAUAUUGCAUCCUCAGGAGAAGCUGUCGCUGUAUUGUGAGACCUGCGAAAAACUAACAUGUCGAGAUUGUCAGCUUAGCGAUCAUCGUGAUCAUAAAUAUAAGUUUGCUCAUGAAAUUGCCACCGAAACAAGACACGCAAUUACCUCCAUGGUAGCGGAAAUCAACUAUAAACGUUUCUUACUCACCUCGGCCAUGCAAGUCAUUGCCGAACGACAGAAAGUCAUUUCGGACAAGAAGAAAGAAUUGAUCAAAGAAAUAACCGCCAUGGUUGUGACAAUAACAAAUACGGUUAAUAUGCGUGGCAAACAGUUGGUGAUGCGUUUGAAUGAAGUUUGCGAUGGCAAAUUGAAGUUGUUGGUAGACAAGCGGGACUCUCUCAUUUCACUUUCCGAUAAUACGGACUAUUGUAUUGAUUUUAUUGCAAAUGUCUUGGAUAAGGGCAGCGAUUAUGCUAUACUCUCGAGUAAAAAGUCAUUGGUUAGACAUUUGCAAAAGCUUAAGUGUCAACGAGCCGAUAUACCUAAUCCUGAUAUACCGUUGCGUAUCGAUUUACAAAUGUGUCAAAUACAACAAUUACAAAAAGAAAUUUCACGCCUUGGAAACAUUCUCGUCGAUGGUAAACCAUAUCCACCACAACCAUCACCACCACCCCAACAGCAACAGCAACAACGUCAACAACCAAGUCCCAAUAUGGCACCACCUCUACGACCUGGUAUGCCGCCGGGAAUGCAAGCUGGGAUGUCGCCGGGUGUACCGCCGCCACCAGGAGGAUUUGGUCCACAAAAUGGUCCUGGCCUAUACAACAGCAAUUCACCGCAACAACAUGUGCACAACAUGCAAAUGAAUCGUAAUUUUGCUGGUGAAGGGCCAGGUAAGGUACGUUAUGGUGGUCUGCCGCCCUCAUUAGCAAUGCAACGUCAAGGGCAGCCUCAUGUUAGUUCCUCAACACAUCCACAAAAUAUGGACAUAAGCCUUAGAGGUUUAUUAAAUAAUCAAGCUGCUCAAAGUCCUAAUCAACCGCCACAUAUGCCACCCUUCAAUGGACCGCCUAGUUAUCCGGGUGGACCACAGGGAGCACCAUCGCCACAACAAAUGGGUCCACAAAUGCGUCAGCAUUUUAUGGGCGGUCCACCGGGUCAGCAGCAUCAGAAUUACGCACCCACGCCGCCUGGUGGACCAAAUAAUCCAAACUUUAUGAAUAACAGCGCAGCAGCAGCGGCCGCAGCACGUUUCCAAUCAUACCAACGUAUGUCAAGUCAUGUCCAACAACAAGCGGCCGUAGCUGCCAUGGCCUCAUCGGGUCAGGGUCAAAUACCCUCGCCAAAUGCCAUGCAAAGACCACAGAUGCACCACAAUCCCAUGCAAAAUAACAUGGGGUUUCACGGAAGCCAGCCUGGUUUUAAUGCCGGCCACCCGCAAACGUCACCACAAUUAGGUGGCGGAGGCGCAGGAGGCGGAGCCGGCGGUAGUAGUGGUAUUCACAUGGCUAAAUGGCAUAUACCUCAAUCUGCUCAAAGUAAUUGUUGCUCUCAACAAGGGCCCAAUUUGAUGAGGUUUGUCAAUGGUCAUCAAACAGAAAAUUUUAAAAUCUCAUUAAAAUCACCAAAUACUCUUAAGAAUACAACACCUCCCACAACAGGCAGUUCAGCUGGUCAUGGCAUGCCUGGUGGCGGUGGAGGUGGCAAUGUUUCCGCACAUGGCAAUAAUUCUAUAUUAAAUGCUGCUUCGUUGGGCUUAAGUCCCGCUGUUUCUAUCCUGCCAAAUGUAACAUCAACCAAUCCUAAAACACCGAGUCCUAGUACACAUGAGACCUCUAAAGAUUUCACUGAGCCUAUCGAUAAAGUACGGGAUGAUUCCAUUAAUGAUUUAAUGGCCACUAUAGCUAAAUUAGAUUCCAAUGGUGUGCAAGUAUUGCCCGAAGGACGUACAAAAACAACAUCUCCACAGGUUCACAGUUCCACAGAUUUAUCAAACACACAGGAAGUUCAUAAUACAAAAACUACUGAAAAAGAUGAUCCAAAUGAAGAUUGGUGUGCCGUUUGCUUGGACGGUGGCGAACUAAUGUGCUGCGAUAAAUGUCCCAAAGUAUUCCAUCAAAACUGUCAUAUUCCUGCUAUAUCAUCCCUACCCGACGAGAGUGAAAGUUGGCAAUGUUUGCUUUGCGUGAAUCUCAAGGAAUUGGCCAGCAAUCCUGAUAAUCUACAAAAGAAUCCUGGAGAAUUAAGCCGUCUGGAAUUGCAAAUAUUACAACGCAUCUGUCUGGAAUUGUUCUGCCAAUACGAGCAGAGUUUACAUUUCCGUGAACCGGAACCACCAUCAAAUACAACAUAUUAUGAAAUUGUUUGCAACCCCAUGUCUUUGGAUGUUAUACGCACACGUUUGGAUCCUUCUAGCCAGAAUCAUUACAAGGACAUUUCUUCUUUUAUAGCUGAUGUUCGCUUGAUUUUUAAGAAUACUUAUCUAUUCUAUCAAGUGAGUAAUAUGGAGGAUUCCAAAACCUUUACAAAUGCCAAAUAUUUGGAAAAUUUCUUUGAAGAACAAUUGGCAAAAUGGCUACCAAGCUAUGCAAAUAAAUCAAUCAAUACCAAUAAUGCCAACAGUAUAUUGAACAGUGGUCCGGGCAGUGCACUAUCAAAUGGUAACAACAGCAAUUCAGCUUCAACAUCCGCCUCACCAGCACCCGGUGCACCAUCGCCCUCCCUGGAGAAUGGCGGCCGCAAAAGCACCAACUCAGCCAUGUUAAAUAUGAAUACAAAUAGUAAUGGCAGCAGUGCAUCAACACAUCGUUCCGAUGACAACAUCGAUGAUGGGUGCAAUCCGGCCAAGCGACAGCGCAAACAAACUGAAUAGGGUAAGAUUAUUGAUGAAGAAAAUCUCAAUAUAUUUAUGGAAAUUUUACAGAAAAUAUAGCAUUAUGCCAAUGUGCAACAAAUGCAACAAGAUAAUACAUGAUAGAAGAAUAAUAAUACAUUAUUUGAUAUAUUUAAACAACAAUACUAAAAACAAAAAUAAAAUCUCUUAAUGUAAUGUGAAAUAAAAAAGAUGAAUUGAGAAACAAAAAUAGCAAGCCAAAUACGUUUAUUUAUAACGUAACACUAUUAUGGUCAUUUAAAAUAAAAAUAAAAACUUUCAUAUCAAUUUCUUAAUUAAGAAAAUUUGAAUUAAAAUAAAACAGCAAACAAAAAAUAAUUUAAAAAAAACAAACAGGAAAGACAAAGUUUAACUUUAAUUUUAGAAAAACAACACCCAAGCAAAAUAAAACAAUUUUUAAGUCUUAUUGAAACAACAAAUUAAGACUAAUAAAGUUAUUGUAAAUUGAACUAAAUAAUAAAUAAUAAAACAUCUUAACUACAUACACAUAUUAAAGUAUAUUAUGAAGUAAACAGUAAAAUAAAAAAAGAAAAUAAAACAAA